AUGGAUACAUCUUCUUCCUGCUCGAUGAGAACAGCUGAAACGUAGGGAUUUGGUUGCUGCAAACGAGUCAAAAGCAGGCGUUCGUUCGAUCCCAUCGUUUCUCCCUUUCCCACCUAACGAAAAUUGUGCGUGCCAUGGCCUUCUGACGUCCAAAUUCUUCGCUUGAGGAAGAGAAAGCUGUUCAUCUAUGUCUCCUCCCUUUAUUCGGUCUCAUGCAACCAAGCAACGACUUCUUUUGGUACAACGUCAUUUUUAAUUGGCUUAUGAGCCAGUCCCCAAGGAGCACCGUGUCUUCACCUCCUAAUUCCGCUCUACAGGGGAGGAGAAAGGCUUGGGAACGAAGCAGUCCACCGUCCUACUCUCUGCUUCGCCAUGCUCUCCCUCUUCGUCAACAGCAGCAGCUUCAACGUUCUGCUGCCUGCACCUUCGCGUGUGACCGCGUGGGUCUCCUCGAUCGGCCGCCUUCGAUGCGUAGAUUAGACCAUCACAAAUUAGACUCAUAGUUUUAUCAUCAACGUUGACCCCCGCGAACCUUUCCUUGCUCACAUAUUCCUACGAAUAGUUUAGCCCCAAAACCAUCUUCCCUUUGCGAUGGUUGGGCAUAAAAGGGCCGGUUGAGGAGGUAUUCGUUGCGUUGCUUCACAAGAACGAGUGUCUGUAUCUAUCACUAGCUUUACUGCCGCGGGUUGUGCUGGUCGCAGAGGAGAGCGGCAGCGGUGCAGUUCGGAGGGAGUAGAAGGGUGGUUAUAGCGAGAGGAGGAAGAGAGGGGAGGGCGGUGAUGGAGAACGCGCGCCAGGUGGAGGAGUACAUGGACCCCACGGCGACGGUGGGCGGUGGAGCCGAGGACGCCUACGGCGAGGAUCGCGCUACCGAGGAGCAGCUCGUCACUCCCUGGACCUUCUCCGUCGCUAGUGGGUAUAGUCUACUAAGAGAUCCACACCACAACAAAGGGCUUGCCUUUACUGAAAUUGAGAGAGAUGCUCACUACUUGCGAGGCCUAUUGCCUCCAGUUGUCCUAACUCAAGAGCUGCAGGAGAAAAAGCUGCUGCACAAUCUUCGCAAAUAUGAAGUUCCCCUGCAGCGUUACAUGUCAAUGAUGGACCUGCAGGAGAGGAACGAGAGGCUUUUCUACAAGCUUCUGAUUGACAAUGUUGAGGAAUUACUUCCGGUUGUAUACACACCAACAGUUGGCGAGGCCUGCCAAAAGUAUGGGAGCAUCUUUCGGCGUCCACAGGGUCUAUAUAUCAGUCUGAAAGAGAAAGGGAAAAUUCUUGAGGUGCUAAAGAACUGGCCUGAGAAGACCAUUCAAGUUAUCGUGGUCACUGAUGGUGAGCGCAUUUUGGGUCUAGGAGACCUUGGGUGUCAGGGAAUGGGAAUUCCUGUUGGCAAACUUGCUCUUUAUACAGCCCUUGGAGGACUCCGUCCAUCUGCAUGCUUACCCAUAACAAUUGAUGUGGGCACAAACAAUGAGCAAUUGCUGAAUGAUGACUUUUAUAUUGGUCUAAGACAAAAACGAGCUAGAGGCCAGGAAUAUGAGGAUCUUCUCCAUGAGUUCAUGUGUGCUGUCAAGCAACAAUAUGGUGAGAAAGUCCUAAUUCAGUUCGAAGACUUUGCCAAUCAUCAUGCAUUCGAUUUGCUUGCAAAAUAUAGCAAGACACAUCUUGUCUUUAAUGAUGACAUCCAGGGAACAGCUUCCGUGGUCCUUGCUGGACUUGUUGCUGCACUGAAGUUGGUUGGAGGGACCUUAGCGGACCAUACUUACUUGUUCCUUGGUGCUGGUGAGGCUGGCACUGGUAUUGCUGAGCUCAUUGCUCUUGAGAUGUCAAGACAGAUGGGUACCCCAAUCGAAAAUAAUCGUGAAAAGAUUUGGCUUGUUGACUCAAAGGGAUUGAUUGUUAGUUCCCGGAUGGAAUCUCUACAACACUUCAAGAAACCUUGGGCACAUGACCAUGAACCUGUUAACAACCUUUUAGAUGCUGUGAAGGCCAUCAAGCCAACUGUGUUGAUAGGAACCUCUGGAGUAGGGAAGACUUUUACACAAGAUGUAGUUGAGGCCAUGGCUUCAUUUAAUGAGAAACCUGUCAUUCUUGCUCUGUCAAAUCCCACAACACAAUCAGAAUGUACUGCCGAGGAAACAUAUACUUGGAGUAAGGGUUGUGCAAUUUUUGCGAGCGGGAGCCCAUUUGAUCCUGUUGAAUAUGAGGGGAAGAUUUUUGUACCUGGCCAGGCAAAUAAUGCUUACAUAUUUCCUGGUUUCGGUCUUGGCUUGGUGAUAUCUGGUGCCAUACGUGUGCACGAUGAAAUGCUUCUUGCAGCCUCGGAAGCUUUAGCCCAGCAAGUGACACAAGAGAAUUUUGACAAAGGACUGAUCUAUCCUCCCUUCAAAAAUAUCCGAAAGAUAUCUGCGCAUAUUGCCGCUAAUGUGGCUGCAAAAGUAUAUGAACUUGGUUUGGCUACUCGUCUUCCUCGCCCGGACAACCUGGUGAAAUAUGCAGAGAGUUGCAUGUACACCCCGGCAUAUCGCAAUUACCGUUGAAUAGGCAAAACAGAAUCUAUCAAUUUUGUAGCAGUCGCAUGGUCAUUACACAUUUGAAAACUAUUGUUCCUUCUAUGAUUGUUGUCUCAAAAGUGGUUUUAGUUCCCGGGCUAUCGACAAUAAAUUAGUAGUUUAGGUGGAUGGAAAUAAAUGUUGCCAUGGAAGCAACGUAAUCUGCACUCAUUGUUCUUUCUUAUAUAGAAGCUUCACAUCUGUGUUAUGUUACUUAUCUUGUGUGUGUUGAUAGACUGAAUAUUGGCACAGAGUGAUCGACCCAUUAUUUUUC
This is a messenger RNA of Musa acuminata AAA Group (dessert banana), 2823 nucleotides long. RefSeq names its product NADP-dependent malic enzyme-like. The record is from RefSeq and is a predicted model, not a curated record. The transcript is spliced from 20 exons. Gene Ontology annotation, biological process: malate metabolic process; pyruvate metabolic process. Gene Ontology annotation, molecular function: NAD binding; malate dehydrogenase (decarboxylating) (NADP+) activity. The coding region runs from base 780 to 2537 and encodes 585 amino acids. Lineage: Eukaryota; Viridiplantae; Streptophyta; Magnoliopsida; Zingiberales; Musaceae. Gene Ontology annotation, cellular component: chloroplast.